Messenger RNA from Laccaria bicolor S238N-H82, 738 nucleotides. RefSeq lists its product as uncharacterized. The transcript has 6 exons. NCBI's taxonomy places the organism in Eukaryota, Fungi, Basidiomycota, Agaricomycetes, Agaricales, Hydnangiaceae. The annotation marks the transcript as partial. The record is from RefSeq and is a predicted model, not a curated record. Gene Ontology annotation, cellular component: mitochondrial inner membrane.
GGUGCUGUUUUCGUAUUCGAUGCGAUUCUCAACCGAGAUACGCGAGACCCCCUCACUGAGGUUGAAAGAAGUUACUUGAACGAUACCUUCAAGUACACUGGGGGUGGGCUGGUCUUGACCGCUUUGGCCGCUCGAUCUAUGUUUCAAUCUGGCUUUGCUUUCAGAGUUAUGGCGGCUAAUCCAAUGGUUGUUCUUGGUGUCAGUCUUGUUGCGAGUAUUGGUUCGAUGAUGGGGACCUACUACACCCCUCCCGAAAAAACGGUGCAGAAGCACCUCUUCUGGCUGGCAUUCAAUGCCUGUCAAGCUGCUACCCUUAGUCCCCUCUUCUUCGUUAGCCCCGCCAUCUUGUCUCGUGCUGCGCUGUACACGUGUGGAUUAGUUGGAUCAAUAUCUUACAUCGGGGCAACCGCUACAAAUGACAGGUAUAUAUACCUUGGUGGCCCCCUACUUGCUGGUAUCACCGUGGUGGCAUUGAGUUCACUGGCCCCCAUGGUUCUUCCCAUGGGCAUCCGUGCCCUUGCGAUCAGCGAAGCCAUUUCAUUAUAUGGUGGACUGGCUGUAUUUGGCGGUUUCGUUCUCUACGACACUCAAAAGAUCAUAAAACACGCUCGCCUUGCAGAUCAAGGUAUCAUGAAGCGAGAUCCUCUCAGUGAAUCUAUUGCACUUGAGCUUGACAUGAUCAAUAUAUUCAUUCGUCUCGUCCAGAUCCUGUUGAUGCAAAGCAACAAGAAGAAGUAG